AUGAUGUUUAUUUGUUUUGUUUUGCUUGCACUAAAAUUUGCAAUGUCAGAUGUGGUUGUACAGAAUGUAUUAGGCUACGAAGCCCCAAUACGUGAGAUUAUAUAUCGAUUUGAAUUAAAAAAUUUUCGGGAUCGUUUUGACCUAAAAACUGGAAUUCCAUUUAAUAGUACACAAUGCCCAGGUUAUGAUAAAAUGUUAAGAGGAGUGCCUGCAAAUAUUGAAGGCUUUGUAACAAGAAUUCCACACAUGUCAUUGGAUUCUGAUAACAAAGGAUCAUUCUAUGAAUAUAUUAUUCAGAGACUUGAUAAAUCUCUUCCAGAAUUUUUGGAUUGUCCACAAAUUUAUAAAUUCCUUAUCGAUAAACACGGUGUCCCCUUGCCUAAGCCUAAAAGUAUUCCAAACAUUAAAAGUUUAGACGAUUUAAAAAAUUAUAUGAAGUCCCACAACAUCGACGUUACUCAUAAAGGUUCAAUCCCGGGUUCUAAUCACUAG
Molecule: messenger RNA, 492 nt
Organism: Theileria parva strain Muguga
Lineage: Eukaryota; Apicomplexa; Aconoidasida; Piroplasmida; Theileriidae
Exons: 2
Coding region: 1-492 (163 amino acids)
Source: RefSeq, a predicted model, not a curated record